AUGAGUCAGUGGGAAGCCCUAAAACAACUUGACACAAAGUACUUGGAGCGCGUGGAUGAUCUGUACCAGAAUGAAACCUUUCCUAUGGAUGUUCGGGAAUAUCUUGCUCAUUGGAUUGAAGCUCAAGACUGGGAGAAGGCUAUAACAAAUUAUUCACUGGCCACUAUCCAUUACCAAAAUCUGUUGGAUCAAAUCAACAAUCAGUACAGCCGCUUUAUGCAGGAGAAGAAGUUUGUAUGCCAACACAACUUCAAGAAAUAUAGGCAAAAUAUGCAGGCCUGUUGCGGUGGUGGUCUGAUCAGCCACCAGAAGAUGCAUGAGAGUGGUCUCCGUUAACUUUCCCUUCCUAUCGGCUGCAGAAUGGAGUCCAAACUACCACAAUAAUGUGCAUCAAUACCACCUUGAAGAGGGUCCCCAAAAGACUUGGUGGUGUGAUGGGUUAGGUGCUGUUCUUUAGAUUUUUGGUUAAAACCCAGUCCAGCCUGAUGGGGUAAAAGUUUCCUCUCUCAACUGAUUAUCAUGAUUUCAUAUGAAAUAUUUGGGCAGUUUUAACAUCGUUCCUAGUAGGCAUGGGUAAUGGGUUCACAACAGAAAAGUGCCCAAACGUUGUCAGAUUCUGAGACUACAGAACGGCUAAUCUGGGAAAUAAGUUUAUAUCACAUUUAUGCAUUAAAGAACGCUUUUUUUUUUAAAGGUUGGAAUUGAGGCCUGUAUAGUAGAGAGGGUGCUGCUGUACACUGUCUUGGAAUCUUGAAGUUGACACUUGAAAACAAUUUCUUUGCUUUAAUAUCCUUCUGUUCGGUGAACAAGAAAA
Messenger RNA from Rhincodon typus (whale shark), 814 nucleotides. Its product is annotated as signal transducer and activator of transcription 1-alpha/beta-like. Gene Ontology annotation, molecular function: RNA polymerase II cis-regulatory region sequence-specific DNA binding; DNA-binding transcription factor activity, RNA polymerase II-specific. The transcript has 3 exons. NCBI's taxonomy places the organism in Eukaryota, Metazoa, Chordata, Chondrichthyes, Orectolobiformes, Rhincodontidae. The coding region runs from base 1 to 336 and encodes 111 amino acids. Gene Ontology annotation, biological process: defense response; regulation of cell population proliferation; regulation of transcription by RNA polymerase II. The record is from RefSeq and is a predicted model, not a curated record.